Camelina sativa (false flax) is the source of this 910-nucleotide messenger RNA. The record is from RefSeq and is a predicted model, not a curated record. NCBI's taxonomy places the organism in Eukaryota, Viridiplantae, Streptophyta, Magnoliopsida, Brassicales, Brassicaceae.
CUAGAAUUUGACUCAGAGCAGUGACGAGUGACUACGACAAUGGCGAAAACUAUCAAAAUAGAUGAAGAGUCUCCGUAUUAUGUCCAACCAGAGUAUCUAGAACUAUCACCCGAUUCCUUCUCUAUCGAAAAACUCAGCGAAGCCGAAGAUAACUACAUCUUCUGGAAACUACGAUUUCUCGAUUUCCUUCGAUUCACGAACAAAAUCGGAUUCAUCGACGGCACAAUCGAGAAACCAGAACCUUCCUCGCCGCUCUAUCAACCAUGGAAACGAUGCAACGCGAUGGUUAUGCUUUGGCUGAUGAAUUCGAUGAGCGAGACGCUUGUGAAGUCUGUGUUGUACGCGGAGACUGCGCAUAAAGCGUGGGAAAGUCUAAGGAGCAGGUUCGUUCCGAGCGUAGAUCUGAAGAUCUACGAGCUUCGUCGGAGACUCGCGUCGCUGAGGCAAGGUGGUGACUCUGUGGCGGAGUAUUUUGGGGAAUUGAGUAAAGCUUGGUUGGAGUUGUCGGAGUACGAUCCUGUCCCCGAGUGUAAGUGCGGUGGUUGCAAUUGCGAGAGUACGAAACUAGCUAAAGAGGCGAGAGAGAAGGAGCAGCGUUACGAGUUUUUGAUGGGUUUGAACAGAGGAUUUGACGGUGUGAUGACAACGAUCAUGCUCGAGAAACCUCCUCCGUCUCUUUACCAAGCUUUUGCUAGGGUUGAGCAAGCAGAAUCGAUGAUGAAGAGGUACAGGAGAUGAUUAAUUUUAGGAAUUGCAGGUCCAUUGCUCAUAACACUUUUUUCUCUAAUGUUUUCAUUUUUAUGCCUUUGUUUAGAUUCUAGUGUUUCUUAUUUCAGUUGUUUCAAUGUCGUAUGGAAAUUAGAUUCAUGAACACAAAAGCUCUAAAUUUGCCGAUUGAUGAAGCAACAAA